GUCAUGACCUACUCACUCAAAGAUAUUUCCAGUACAUAAUUUUUUAUUGUUCGAAAAAAGCAAGAAACUGAUUCGACGAUUACUUGUAGUGCAAUAUGAACAUUUCAAAGAGCAGAUUUUUACAAGCGAUCAUUUUUUGGUUAACCCACUGUUGCCAAUUCGCCUAUCCAACGAGUGGUAAUGUACCCUACUUAGAUACGAAAAACGAACACGGUGAAACUCCGCUACACAUUUCUUCCCAAAACGGAAAUGAACGCAUAACCCAACUACUGUUAUCACUUGGAGCCAAUAUAUCCGCAACAAACGCCGAUGGAAAUACGCCGCUGCACCUGGCAGUGCUUUACGAUAGCGUUAACACCACAAAACUGCUGUUAGAACAUGGUGCUGAUGUAAGCAUUAAAAACGACGACGGAAACGAUCCAUUUCUGAUAGCUGCAACCCCGGAACUCCAAAACAUGGAAGUAAUGAGGUUCUUGAUCGACAGUGGCGCCUCCAUCGAUACGAUAAACAAGGACGGGGACACCGCGUUGCACAUAGCAAUUUCUUGCAACAACGCGCCCAUGACGAAACUAUUGCUGGACCACAGCGCCGAUCUAAGCGUAGCAAACAGCAAUGGAGACACUGCAAUGCACUUAUUGGCCAAGAACGGUUACGGCAACAUCUUCGAGCUCAUUUUGAACAAAAGCUUUGAUCUUAACGUGCAAGAUAAGAACGGCAAUACUCCGCUCCAUAUCGCAUGUUGGUUUGAUAAUGUCAACGUAACCAUUUUUCUAAUUGAAAAUUACGCGUCGGUCGAUUCCAAGAACCUAGACGGCAACACACCACUAUUUUUGGCGAUUUGGAGCGGGAACGCGGAGGCGGUGGAGCACCUUCUAAAUUACGGCGCGUACGUCAACUUCGUUAACAGUAACGGAAACACGCCACUUCACGAGGCCAUACUUCGCAAAAAAAGUCAUUUGGUAAAACUGUUGCUCGACCAUGGCGCCGAUUCGAAGGCGGUCAACGGGCAGGGUAACCUACCUUUACAUUUGGCCCUGUUCAAUGAUGAUACGGACACGGCGGAGAAACUUAUAACGUUUACUAAUUCAAAUCAAGAUGUGGAUGUUCAUGUAACAACAACACAUACUACGGUAUAUGGGGAGUAUGAAGACCCUUAACGCUGUAGUAAUAAUAUGCGUUGAAAAGCUUUGUAGUGUAUAAUGUAGAUGGUAUGGCGACUGUAAUCUCAAUCUUUGCCGUAUUAAAAGGAAUACGUUAUUUUUUA
This is a messenger RNA of Photinus pyralis (common eastern firefly), 1264 nucleotides long. RefSeq names its product ankyrin repeat and protein kinase domain-containing protein 1-like. The transcript is spliced from 2 exons. Lineage: Eukaryota; Metazoa; Arthropoda; Insecta; Coleoptera; Lampyridae. Gene Ontology annotation, biological process: protein localization to ciliary inversin compartment. Gene Ontology annotation, molecular function: protein binding. Bases 96 to 1157 code for a protein of 353 amino acids. The record is from RefSeq and is a predicted model, not a curated record. Gene Ontology annotation, cellular component: ciliary inversin compartment.